AUGUCAGACAAAGGAAAAGGAAGCUACAUUUAUGACUUUUGUGACGUCGCCCAUCCAAAUGAACUAUUGGAUGCUCUGAGAGAGUUCUACCUAGGUGGCAUAUUCACCGACAUCACCCUACAAUGUGCCACGGGACAGGUAUUUUACUGUCACAAGGCAGCAUUGUCAGCCCGCAGCUCUUAUUUCAAAGUCAUGUUCACAGCCGACAUGAAAGAGCGGUCAAACAACCUCAUCAAACUGACAGGGAUUGAUUAUGACGUUCUGAGUGCUUUGGUGAACUACGUAUACACUUCCAGGGUGAACAUCACUGAGACAAAUGUACAGAGCCUGCUGGAGGCAGCAGACCUCUUACAGUUCAGCUCAGUGAAGAAGGCUUGCGAAGACUUCCUUAUACGCUUCCUGGAUGUGGACAACUGCCUGGGUAUGCACUCUUUUGCUGAGCUGCACAUCUGCCCUGAGCUGGAGCGGGAGGCACGAAGGGUAAUGCUCAGCAGGUUUGAGGAACUUCUACAGCAGGAGGAAUUCUUGGAGGUGGACUACGACAAGCUGAGUUCCGUCAUGUCUCUUAAGAACAUCAACGUAUGGAAGGAUGAAGUUCUCUUGGAUGCGGUGGUCAAAUGGGUCACCUAUGACAUUGUUAACCGUAUUGAUCACGUUCAGGGCCUACUCUGUUGUGUCCAUCUUGAGCUGGAUGAGGUGCACUUCAAGACUGCCCUGGAUGGACAGAGGCAAUGCUUACUGGGCAAUGAGGGAAAAGUAAGGUCAUUGAUUAUCAACGCUUUGAAGUCCAACUGCAAAGAGACUUCAGCGAGCAGGAAGAAACUGUCCUCAAGCAUGUAUGUUAUUGGAGGGUACUACUGGCAUCCGCUCUGUGAAGUCCACAUAUGGGAUCCAAUAAGCAACACAUGGGUGCAAGGAAAAGAUAUGCCUGACCAGACAAGAGAGAGCUAUAGUGUAUCUUUACUGGGGGCAAAUAUUUAUGUGACUGGGGGUUAUAUGACUGAGACUAUUGAAGCCCUGGACACAGUUUGGAUUUAUAAUGGUGAUUGUGAUGAGUGGACUGAGGGAUGCCCCAUGAUCACUGCCAGAUACUACCACUGUUCUGUGGCUUUACACGGCUGUAUCUAUGCCAUAGGAGGGUACAGAGGGGGAGCUAUACAACUUGACACUGAAUUCUAUGACCCCUUAAAAAAGAAAUGGUUCCCUACAGCCAACAUGAUACAAGGUGUAGGAAAUGCCACUGCGUGUGUCAUGAAUGACACAAUCUAUGUGACCGGUGGCCACUAUGGAUCCAGAGGAAGCAGCACCUAUGAAAAAGUUCAGGCCUACAGGCCAGACAUAAAUGAGUGGAACAUUGUCACAAUCAGUCCUCAUCCAGAGUAUGGCCUGUGCUCUGUUUCUCUGAACAACAAGCUGUACUUGGUGGGAGGACAGACUACAAUCACAGACUGCUACGAUCCAGAGAGAGAUGAGUGGAGGCAGUUGUCAGUGAUGAAGGAGAGGAGGAUGGAGUGUGGUGCUGUAGUGAUCAAUGGCUGCAUCUAUGUGACCGGGGGAUAUUCCUAUUCAAAGGGGACGUAUCUGCAGAGCAUUGAGAAGUAUGACCCAGAGCUUGACACCUGGGAGGUUGUGGGAAGCCUCCCCAGCCCAGCAAGAACACACGGAUGCAUUUGCAUUUACAGUGUGUAG
This is a messenger RNA of Salvelinus namaycush (lake trout), 1689 nucleotides long. It is a transcript of the gene klhl23, whose product is annotated as kelch-like family member 23. The record is from RefSeq and is a predicted model, not a curated record. The coding region runs from base 1 to 1689 and encodes 562 amino acids. The transcript is spliced from 3 exons. NCBI's taxonomy places the organism in Eukaryota, Metazoa, Chordata, Actinopteri, Salmoniformes, Salmonidae. Gene Ontology annotation, molecular function: protein binding.